AUGAACCCGUGCGAGGCAUCGGAUGGGCCGCCCGGAGGGCCCGGAGUGAAGAAGGCAAGGCUCGAGUCCUCGGUUGUGAAAGUUGCUGGCAGAAAGCUUCGUGCUGGAACAGUUCCCUGGCGAUGGACUGCUGGAAGUUCUGUUCAGGUUCUACUUAUCGAGGGCAUAAACACACCAGGCAAAUGGACUUUCCCGGCAGGUUCCCUGGAUCCCGGUGAGGAGGUAGCGAGUUGUGCUGCCCGCGAGACGCAGGAAGAAUGUGGAGCCAGUGGGACUUUGGGAUGCUUUCUCGGAACCUUUGACACGGAGAAAAACCGGUCAUACAUGUUUUCGAUGUAUGUGCAACAUUUGGAGGAUGACGGCAAUGAAGCUUGGCAUGAUCCACAUUCCGCGUACGACACCAGUCUGAGACGUCGCAGAUGGUUGGAUGUCGAGGCUGCGAGGCCCCUGCUGAAGAAAGAUGGGCCACAGGUCUUGGAAGCUUUUUUGUCCAUUCCAGAAGGCAGGCGUCAGGAUGCCCGUUAUAGAGCGCUUCACAAGCACUCAGAGCAAUCGCGGUUUCUUGUGAUGGGAGCCCCAGGCACCCUCCGAGACCACUGCGCGCAGUGGGGGUCCAUUUUAGAAGUGCCUUCAUCUUCGGACUCUCUCACCGAAUCUCAAUUAUUUGCAGCCGUUGCCGCCGCCCUGUGGGAAGCUGACGCAGCAGUUCUGUGUGGUGGAGCCGACAUGUUCUACAUGGCUGGCAUCUCAGCCAGGCAGGACAUACCGGUACUUCUCAUCACUGGAGAGAAUGUGCCUGACCUGCUCUCUGGAGACUCAAGAAUUGCAUCCUUUGUGCUCGAAAGCGAGAGCAUCUUACUACAUUUUGGCAACAUUCCAGUUGUUCCUGUCACGGCCAUUGCUUUCUGGGAAGGACUGGCUAGGCUUGACUUCGCUGUCACUCGGCCUGUCAAGGUGAGCGGCGAUGCACGAGGACCUCCCGACACCAAAAUCCGGAGAGCCCAGAGCUGUGUGCUGCAGUCGGACAGCAGCGAAGUCAAGGAUUGUGUAGGAACUUGCUGUUUCAAGCGCUUUGCCAGCCGUGGGCUACUGGCAUCCUCUGUGUGGGUGCCAAGGCAAUGGCUUGCAUUGCUGCUGGACCAAUGUGCAAGCGCCGCUGUGGUUUUUCAUCUCAUGGCUUGUCCAGACACUGUUAUCGUCAAUUUGACGGCAGUGGCGAGCGUGCUUUUUUACAGAGAGGUUUUUCCAGAUCUUCACAUGAACCUUACGUGGACCGUAGUCGGUUUCGCACUGGUCUUCCCGUUGCAGACCGCUAUCAGGGAAGCUUUCAAGCGAAGAGAGCAAGCGCUCAUGGCCAUCAGCGACUUCCGAGCGACGUUGAUGAAUGUUUACUUGGCCAACCAGAUUUGGGACUGGCCCGGCGCUGAUGCCUGGUGCGGCAGAGCCGAAGACAACGUGCCCAAAGAACAAGGUGGUCAUGGAAAAAAGAAGGGGUCUUUCAAAGAUACGCCCCUCCAUCCCCGGCAUGGACCACGGGUUUUCAAUCUUCUCAUCAGGCUGGUCGAAGCCAUGCAGGAACUCUUGCUGGUACCGCGUCGUGGACGAAGUCGCCAGGAAUUCUUCACAUGCGUUUCUCCCGAGAAAGAGAUGGUGGAGGACGCCGAGCUGAAGGGUCGCUCUGCAGUGUUGAAGUUGCUCGGCCGCCUACAUAGAGCCACGGAGGAGCUAAAGGCCGCAGGCAUGCCGGCAAAUGAGGCGAGCCGGAUCAAUCAGUACAACAUGUUCUUGUGUCGGGACUUCGAGCGAUUGUGGAGUUUCAAAACGUACCGCACCCCGACAACACUCAGAUCAGUUUGCCGUGUAAGCAUUCAAGUGUUUCCCUUUUUCUUCGGGCCAUAUUAUCUGCAUCUCAUUAAGACCUACAGUCCAGACUCUGACGUGACGGAUUCAAUCUUGCGGCACCGUUUCAUUUUUGCUUGUUUGUUUUCUUGUCUGACCUCAACUACGCUUGUUGCCCUUCUCAAUGUCGCCGUUGCCCUGGAAAAUCCGUUCAGGCCUGGCUCUACCGAUACAAUUCGUGUGCAAGAGGAGUUCCAGCUCUGUCGAGAGGCACUUCAAGAGGCGAUGCAGGAUCAGGAGGAAUCAUGGCACGAGCGCCUCGACUUCGAGUGGGAGGUGUUGCGUUCUCCUGGUGAUGACGGAAGCACCAGUGACGGAGACGCUUGCCGGACGCUAGAACUCUGGCGAGGCUGUAGUCGUGAUCCGCAGCGGCUGGACGGACGAUGCUGGACUCGACGCGUGAAAGAAGCAGGAACGAAAAGGGCCGAAGGGCAAUAUGCCGCGAUGCAUUAUUGA
Messenger RNA from Symbiodinium necroappetens, 2355 nucleotides. The record is from the annotation of a GenBank genome assembly. Lineage: Eukaryota; Dinophyceae; Suessiales; Symbiodiniaceae.